Brenthis ino (lesser marbled fritillary) is the source of this 540-nucleotide messenger RNA. The record is from the annotation of a GenBank genome assembly. NCBI's taxonomy places the organism in Eukaryota, Metazoa, Arthropoda, Insecta, Lepidoptera, Nymphalidae.
AUGGAAGAUAUUGUUGCUUUAUUUGAGUCUCGAAUGAGUGUUUUUGAAAAGUCUCUUGUCCAAAGUCAGACUACUACUAAAAACACAAGCACUGGAAGUGACAUUUCUGCGCUAGCCGCUGAUUACACGGUUUUUAAGGACUUAAUGUGGAAAUCCUUAUCUAUGCUCCGUCAACAGCUCCAGUUGCUCACUGCUGGAUUUGAUAGGCAUGAAAUGCUGUCACGAAGAAAGGUCCUGCUCUUUCAUGGGCUUCCUGAAGAUUCUGAUGAGCAGACUGAGAGUAAAGUCCUUACUGUGAUUGCUGAGAAGAUGAAUUUAGCUGACUUUGAUACAUCGAGUAUUGACUUUUCCCAUCGCCUCGGGACAAAGAAAGACAGACCUAGACCAAUUUUAAGUUUACCAUCCCAUCAGACUAUUUUCUCCACAAAAGAUCUAAAGGAAAGAAAACCUAAAGGAAAGAGAAGAGAUAAAGGAGGAGAAGAGAUAAAGGAGGAGAAGAAAGAAAGAAAGAGAAGAAAAUCAGAGGAAAGAAUCAAAAAU